AGGCCUGGGCGCGGCGUAUGGGUGGGUGGAAGCACCCGGCUCGCGGUGGAAGGGGGCGGUGGGCCAAGAUGGCCGCGCACCUGUCCUAUGGCCGAGUGAACCUCAACGUGCUGCGCGAGGCGGUGCGUCGCGAGCUGCGCGAGUUCCUGGACAAGUGCGCAGGAAGUAAGGCGAUAGUGUGGGACGAAUACCUCACAGGACCAUUUGGCCUGAUUGCACAGUAUUCACUGCUGAAGGAACAUGAAGUGGAAAAAAUGUUCACACUUAAAGGAAGUCGUUUACCAGCAGCUGAUGUCAAGAAUAUUAUAUUUUUUGUCAGACCCCGGCUAGAACUGAUGGAUAUAAUUGCUGAAAAUGUGCUCAGCGAGGACAGACGUGGCCCGGCAAGAGAUUUCCACAUUUUGUUUGUGCCACGACGGAGCUUACUGUGCGAACAGCGACUGAAGGACCUGGGCGUGUUGGGAUCCUUUAUUCACAGGGAGGAGUACAGCCUGGAUCUCAUUCCAUUUGAUGGGGAUCUCUUAUCCAUGGAGUCAGAGGGCGCAUUCAAAGAAUGCUACCUGGAGAGUGACCAGACGAGCCUCUACCACGCAGCCAAGGGACUGAUGACAUUGCAGGCGCUGUACGGAACCAUCCCCCAGAUCUUUGGAAAGGGAGAGUGCGCCCGGCAAGUGGCCAAUAUGAUGAUCAGGAUGAAGAGAGAGUUCACAGGAAGCCAAAACUCAGUAUUUCCUGUUUUUGAUAAUCUCUUGUUGCUCGAUCGAAAUGUGGAUUUAUUAACACCUCUUGCCACUCAGCUGACCUACGAAGGCCUCAUUGAUGAAAUUUAUGGCAUUCAGAACAGUUAUGUGAAAUUACCUCCAGAGAAGUUUGCUCCUAAGAAACAGGGUGAUGGAGGGAAGGAUCUUCCCAUCGAAGCAAAGAAGCUCCAGCUGAAUUCUGCAGAGGAGCUGUACGCUGAGAUCCGAGAUAAAAACUUCAAUGCGGUGGGCUCUGUGCUCAGCAAGAAGGCCAAGGUCAUAUCAGCAGCAUUUGAGGAAAGACACAAUGCGAAGACCGUGGGAGAGAUCAAGCAAUUUGUCUCCCAGUUGCCCCACAUGCAAGCAGCGAGAGGCUCCCUUGCAAACCAUACCUCCAUUGCUGAACUAAUCAAAGAUGUGACCACUUCUGAAGAUUUCUUUGAUAAAUUAACAGUGGAGCAGGAGUUUAUGUCUGGAAUAGACACCGAUAAGGUCAACAGUUACAUAGAGGAUUGUAUUGCCCAAAAACAUCCACUCAUCAAGGUGUUAAGACUAGUUUGCCUCCAAUCUGUUUGCAAUAGUGGACUCAAACAGAAAGUGCUGGAUUACUACAAAAGAGAAAUUCUCCAGACUUACGGUUACGAACAUAUACUCACCUUGCACAAUCUGGAGAAGGCUGGCCUGCUAAGGCCACAGACAGGGGGCAGGAACAACUAUCCAACUAUCCGGAAAACCUUACGCCUCUGGAUGGAUGACGUGAACGAACAGAAUCCCACGGACAUAUCCUACGUGUACAGUGGUUAUGCCCCUCUCAGUGUGCGGCUGGCCCAGCUGCUCUCCAGGCCCGGUUGGCGGAGCAUCGAGGAAGUUCUGCGCAUCCUCCCAGGGCCCCACUUUGAAGAACGGCAGCCACUGCCCACGGGGCUGCAAAAGAAACGUCAACCAGGAGAAAACCGAGUGACGCUGAUAUUUUUCCUUGGGGGCGUGACCUUUGCUGAAAUUGCUGCCCUGCGUUUUCUAUCCCAGUUGGAAGAUGGAGGUACAGAGUACGUGAUUGCUACCACUAAACUAAUGAAUGGGGACAGCUGGAUAGAGUCGCUGAUGGAAAGACCUUUUUAGGGCGUUUGAAGUAGACUUAACAAAUGAACUGCAGAAUAUACUGCCCUUUUGAAGAAGUGAAACCCCAGAGAAGAGUGACAGAAGAAUGCAGAAUUUACUUUUGGUUCAGUUCCUUAAAUUAUACUGUUUUCUCCUC
Messenger RNA from Erinaceus europaeus (western European hedgehog), 1995 nucleotides. It is a transcript of the gene VPS33A, whose product is annotated as VPS33A core subunit of CORVET and HOPS complexes. The transcript has 13 exons. NCBI's taxonomy places the organism in Eukaryota, Metazoa, Chordata, Mammalia, Eulipotyphla, Erinaceidae. Gene Ontology annotation, biological process: intracellular protein transport; vesicle-mediated transport. The record is from RefSeq and is a predicted model, not a curated record. Gene Ontology annotation, cellular component: lysosome; CORVET complex. The coding region runs from base 18 to 1859 and encodes 613 amino acids.